AAAAUAAGUUUUUCGUUUUGUAAUCCAAUUAUGAACUUAAGUUUUUUAUACUGCAAACAAAUCAACUAACUGAAUAAUUUAUCUCAAUUCGAAGUUUUCGUUAUUAUUAUGAGUAACAACAAUGAAAACCUCAUUACUAUAUACAUGGUCGAUAAUAAAGGUUUUAUUUGGAAUGCAAAUGGUAAGAAAAGAUUGUUUCUUUAAAUUUCAUUGAUUAAAUUUGAUAAUUAUUAUACUAUUUUUAUUUAUUACUGUAUAACAAAAAAAUAUUUUGAAAAUAUUUUUAUUAAGUACUUCGGGUUUCAGAAAUUAAUUUUUUUGCCUUUUUGGGAAACCAAAAUCUUUAAAUAUACAAUUAUAUAAAUAUCAAUAUCAUUUUAUUUAUGUAAGCUUGGUCUUACGAAGUUUAGGUUUACAUUUAGGACACUAUCAAUUUUGGUAUUGGUAUCAGGUUUAAGUUUAGGUAAGGUUAUUUCUUUCUCCCCCUGUAGGGGAGUUAUUAAGAGUGCUAUGUAGCUGUAGUUGAUAGGCAAAGGUGGUAGGUAUAACCAAGCUGUCUUCUGUCAUUUGAAUGUUCAUUAUAUUGAACUAAUGAUACAUUUUAGAUUUGCAUGGCAUCCUCAUUAUCAAUAUCUUAUACAAAAAUAAAACAUAAGUAUUGUCUGAUUCAGUGGUUCUCAAUCUUUUUAUUUCCCGAAAAUAUAUUGGCUCUCACAUAGUUUUACUAUUCAAAAACUAGUUUAUGAAAACAGGCGGGAAAAUUAAAAAAUGGCCUCUUUAAAGUACCACCCCAGUAAGAAUUCCUUUUGGAAAAGUGCUUUACUUGAAAAUUGGAGCAAAAUUGCUGGCAGAAAAGUUGUCCACAGAUAAAAAUAAAAUAAUAAACAUUAUUGUAAAACCAAUGAAUUCCUCAGAAUCUAAAAAUAUACAUUUUUCGGAAAUAUAAUUCAAAAUGAUUUUCAUGAUCAAUUCAUCGAUUCAUCAAUAAUUGACUAGGGACUCACCAGUGAGUCGCGACCCACAAUUUGAGAAACACUGUCCUGAUUUAUUAAUUUAAUAUUUUAGUUUUCAAUAAUUUUUAUUAUAGUAAACAGUAUUAUCAUAAAUUAAAUCUAUGAUAUUAACUAUUUAUUUUUUAUGUAUAGAUUGGUAUAGUUUACGAACAACGCAUCGAAUAAUGGGUAGUUUAGUUGGAACUAUACCAUCCGAAAAUGAUGGUGAUGAAGAAGAGGAAGAAGGCCUACCUUCUUAUUUGUUACCUGAAGAAGUACGAUUACUAAUUGAGAAGGGUAUAUGCUGUGCUGUAAAGCAUCCAACAAAUUAUAAUUUUGAACCGAGUAUGAAAAAUGAAACUAUUAGAAGUAUUAUAGAAAACCAAACAAUAGAUGAAACUAAAGAAAAUGUGGGAAAUUCCAAAGUUAAUUUUACUUGUAUAAAAGAAUUAAAUUCAAAAAUAAUUGAUCCAUUACCUGAACUUAAGGAAGCAGAAAGGCUAAAAUAUAAAGUUUUUAAAGAUUUGUGGUCAAAAGGAUUCUAUUUAACCUGUGGUAUAAAAUUUGGAGGAGACUUUUUAGUCUACGAAGGUGAGAUUUUUAAAUUUAUUAAUUUGUUAUAUUAUGUUAUAUAGGUAAUUUUCAGUUAUCUCAACUGUCUAAGAUUUUCCAGGAAUCACAGUUAGGUUAUUUUGACUAGAUAAUUGAUGCUGGUUUCAAUCACUUAACAGUUAAUUAUAAUUACAAUUUAAUGAAUCCUAAAACAGAUGCUGACACACAAAAUAUUGAACACAUAAUCAACAUUUUGAUACCUAUUUGGUUGAAUUUAUAUGGCCUUUACCAAUAAGUAUUUCACAACAUUUUAUACCUUAUGUAAAUUAUUCAUUUUAUGUAUCAAUUAUUAACUGUUUUUAUCCCAAUAACAAAUUGUUUAUAGUUUAUAUUUUGGAUUUUGAGUAUACAGAGGAUCAAUUGAUUUUGUUAUGAUAAUUUUUUUUCUGUCUGUAAACAACUUUUUUACCUAGAAUCUUACUCAAAUCAAAAUAUAAUACUAGUCCUUUUUUAAAAAUGAAGAAUAAGAAAGUCGUGUUUUGAUUUUUUAACCAGUUUUUUUAUUAAUCGAGAAAUUGUAGAAUAGCAUUAAUAGUUUUGUUAUUUUGAAUUUUGGUUUAUUUUUUGUAAAUCAUUUGUUAAAAAUUAUUAUUAAGUUGAAAUUUUCACAGAAUACUUUUAUUAGCUUUUCUAGCUUUGAUAAAAUAUUUUUAGUUUUUAUUUAGUAGGUAGGUACUAUUGUUUGGUAAAAUAAAAAUACAUACAAAUUUAACACGAGGUUAGGUUAGAUGUACAUUUUUUUUUUAUUUAACACUUUAGUUAAUACUAUUAAACCCUAAUAUUACAGUUUAAAACAUAAAUGAGAAAAAAAUCAAAAUUUAGAUGACAAAGACAUUCUCUAGGAUAAAUAAGAUGAUUAGUAUAAUAACAUUUUUAGAAUUAGAAAUUAGUAUAGCAGAAUCAUUGAGAGGUAUAUUGUAACAAAUUUAUAUAAUUUUGGAGCUUGUUAUUACAACUUUUUAAUUUUAGAUUCUGAGUGGAGUGAAGAAACUUAUGGUUUUAUAAAAAUGUUUAUUAUUAUUUUUUUUUUAUUGUGAAUAACUUUUCUACUUUUUUGAGAUCUUGCUCCGUUUUAAGUGUUCUAAAAGGAAAUUAAACUUGGGAGAUACUUUAGGAAGGUCAUUUUUCAAUUUUCUUAUAAGUUUUCUCAUCAAAUGUGUUAAACCGAAAAAAAAAAACAGGAAAAUAUAUGAAAUGUAGGUUAUCGGUUAAAAAAUAUUACUGCCUUCUUUUUUUCCUGUAAACAACUUUUCUACCAGCAAUUUUGCUCCCAUUCCACACAACAGUUGCUGCACCCACAAAGUAUGCUUAUCUUUUUAUUAAUACAUAUAUUUGUAUGUAUACAAGUCUUAUAUUAUAAGAUGUAUUUCUGCUGGUGUAUAAUGAAUAUGUAUUUUUAGUGUGUUAAUUUAAAUUUUGAUUUGUUUUACAAACUUUUUCCUCAUUGCCUUGAAAUGUGGUAUAUGGCAAGUAGACUGUAUUUGUUUUUGUUAUUAUUAAUAAUGUUUUAACAAUAAUACGGUGUUCAUCUGUGGUAGUCAAAAUAACCUAAUUGUGACACUUGCUGUAGUUUAGUUUCCAUAUAUACAAGUAGUGGAUAUAACCAAAAAGUACUUAAUUUUAAUAUACUUAUUUAAUAUUGCAUGUAUUUUUUUUUUUCAAGGUGACCCUACGAUACAUCAUGCAUCAUAUAUAGUGAAUUGUAUAGAUUCAGAUGAAAAAAUGUUUGUUUCACAAAGUAGAGUUAGUUCAAUUACUAAUAAGAAAAUGGUGUUAGCAAAAGAAGAUGGAGACUCUAUUAAGUAUUUAAUAUAUGAAUUAGGUAUCACAUCUUUUGAAAACCCAUAAAUAUGCAAUAGCAUUAUUGUACAGUUGUGUAUACAUUGAAUGGAGUUAAUAUUAUAAAAUUGAUAUUAUUAAAAUUAUAUGAAUAUAUUUAAAAAGAUACAAAGCCAAAAAAUACAUAUAUAAAAACAUUUAUAAAAUUAUGUGAAUUUAAUAUUUAAGGAACUUAGAAAUAUUUUAGAUCUUAAGAUAAUGAAAAUAAUAAAUAUAGCUUUAGUGUAAUCAAUAUUAACUUACAGCUUAAUUGUAUGGGCAUUUAUAUAUAAAACCUUGGAGUCAGUAAAUUUAGUUCAGAAAAUUCUGGUUAGAGUUAUGCUAAAAAAUUAUAAUGUGGAAAAUCACUGAACAGAUGAUUUAUUAAAAAGAAAUUCUUUAAGUAAUUUAAUAUACACAUGUAAGCAACAAUAAACUUUAUGUAAAACCAAUUCUGAGCACAGUUCAGUUGAUAGUGCUGUUUUGUCAACAUUAUAUUACAUUAUAUGGUAAAAUUUCAAUUUCAAAAUUCAAAUGGAUCAAGUUUUUUUUGGUUUUUCACAUUUGAUGAUAAAACUUUUGAUUAAAUCUAUCUCUGAUUUCAAAUUAAUUAAUUAAUUAACAUUUCAUUAUCUUUAAACCUAAAAAUACAGACAUACUAAGUAUGUGGGUGGACCACUGUUGUACUUGAGAAGUUGGGAAGGAAGUAAAGAGGAAAUUGAUUGUAUAUUUAAAAACGAUUCUGAGCGAGUUCAGUUGAUAAUGUUGUUUUGUCAAAAAUAUAUAUGUGACAUUAUGGUAAAAUAGUAACAUAAUAUGCAUUACAUAUUUUCUUUAAUAAUAUUUGUUUAAUAUUGUAUUUAUUAUGUUUCUGUUUUUCCUAUUUAUUGGAAAACUGAAAAAAUUGAAAAAUGACCUUCUUAAAGUACCUUUUUCCAGUCUGAUUUCUUUUUAGAAAAAGUGCUAUCAUUGUAAAUCGGAGAAAAAUUGCUAGCAAAAAAUUUGUUUGCAGGAAAAAAAUAGGCCAAAAUAUUUAUUUAUACAUUUCGUACAUUUUCCUAGUUUUUCUAAUUUGUUAAAAAUUUUUUUAAAUUAAAAGAAAUUCAAGGUUAAGUACCUAAUUACUAUAAAAUUUCUAAAACAUAAAAGAUUUAAUAUUAACAACCUUUCAAAUAUAUAUUAAGUAUAACUAAAUAUGUUUAACAUAAGAUACAAAUUACUCAAUAUGCAGUAGUAUUAUCAAUAAUAUACCUAUUUAAUAAAUUAUGAUGAUGAAGUUUGAUUGUUAUUAUUAUAAGUCAUUCACAGAGUAUAGAUUGAAUAGAAACUAAAUAUUAUAAACAUAUUAUUUUUUAAUUUCUUUUUAUUACCAAUAGUAAAUUGUAAAAAUACCCUAGAGGCUGUUUAAAUCAAAAUG
Messenger RNA from Cinara cedri, 4839 nucleotides. The record is from the annotation of a GenBank genome assembly. Lineage: Eukaryota; Metazoa; Arthropoda; Insecta; Hemiptera; Aphididae.